This is a messenger RNA of Peronospora farinosa, 1215 nucleotides long. Lineage: Eukaryota; Oomycota; Peronosporomycetes; Peronosporales; Peronosporaceae. The record is from the annotation of a GenBank genome assembly.
AUGAUGCACGACAUUCGUCUCUUCUGUCCUCGCUGGUUCUUACCAAUACUACUACCUUUUUCCUCACUUCGUUCUGUAUCUCAUGCAGAGAUGACGGAGAUGACACCAAGUCUAGACUCGCCACCAUUGCACAACGUUGUGUCCAUCAAACAGACGAUCAUGUUGGCACUAGACACUUCGUUCCUGUUUAGCGGCAUUAUCUACGGUUCGCGUGUGCUGGUGCCCAAACCCAUGACGUAUUUGUCCGAGAUUGCAUUCCCUACUGACUUUUGCGGGAAAUUGGCAGCGUCGUUCACGUUGUUCAUGCUGAACGGUCUACGAUGGCUUUAUCAGGAGAUUUUAUACUCGUGGGUGCUAUAUCAUCGAUCAUUUAGUCGAGAUCAACAGAAUGUUGUAGUCAUGAUGGAGACUCUGGUCUGGGGCACGUCAUCGAGUAGUUUGUGGAUGGAAUAUCGACGUGGCUUGACUCCGUCGUUGUUUUUGCGGUUCUUUUGGGUUACGAAAUGGAUUGAUGCUACCUACUUGCUUGUCAUCGACGGGACAUUUGCUGGGACGUCCUAUAUAGACGACGAUGAUGCUAUGGCGUAUAUGAUUAGCAUAAUGCGGAGCGGUUUUUGUUACGCUUCUUCUACUGUCCUUGUACUGUUCAUGUUGGUAAGACCCACUAGUAUCACUUCAGAGUAUGUCACGUUCCCGACAGAAGUGAAUACUCCAUCAGCUUACCUCAACUCGACACACCAUCGGCCACCUACUUCUUUCUAUGGUUCCUUCCAAGACUGGGAGCUUGGAACGUGCCCAUCAUCUGUCAAGAGCGUUGAGGAGAAAGCAAUGCUUGACAUCACGAUUCCAGCGAUCACGUCUUCCGUUUGGCGGAACGUACGCUUUGUCUCGUUCAAGAUUGUUGUACAGACGGAUGAUGAUCACUGGACACUUCGACGGCCUUACAGUGAUUUUGCUGCUCUAGAUGAAGAGGUAAGCAAGGAAGUUCGCGCCGACUGCACGCUACCGCUGGAGGAAUAUGACGACAGAAAGCUAAUAUCGUGGAAGGAACGUCCGCGGUCAAUGAAGUCACGCCUUGAAAUGUAUUUGAAAAAGGUGUUGCAUCACCCGAAACUUGCUCCUUGUGCGUCUCAAGCGCUAUGCGAAUUCCUCGAUUUGGAAUAUGUGGACGACGUUGUAUCCGUGCGCUCAUAUCAUUGCGAUUCGAUGCUAUAA